AUGUGGAGUAAGAUACCGUUACGUGAGACCGAGUUGAGUCUAAGCAAAGUGUUGCGAUGCGGCCAAACUUUCCGGUGGAAGAACAUCCACAACGUGUGGUCUUUUUCCUUGCAGGACCGAAUCAUCCUUCUUAAACAGGACCAAGAAGCGCUAUAUUACUCCAGCAUACCCGGUAAACACCACCCGGGAGCAGCAAAUACCCCGGAAACACUCAAAUUCAUCAACGAUUACUUCACGCUACACAUCAACCUUGAAGAGUUGUACGCGAGCUGGAAGCAAAGCCACUCCAAAUUCCAACGGCCACGGCAACGACAGGAAGAUGCCAGCUCGCCAUUUGAAAGAUUCACGGGGAUCCGGAUAUUGCGGCAGGACCCAUGGGAAUGUCUCGUUUCUUUCAUAUGUUCCUCGAAUAACAACGUCAAGAGAAUCUCCAAGAUGUGCGAGAACCUAUGCGUCAACUUUGGCGAAUACGUCAAUGAGCACGAGGGCCACGCCUACUAUGCCUUCCCCACGCCGCAACAACUAUCAGGAGAUGAAGUCGAAGCCAAAUUGCGCGAGUUGGGGUUUGGAUACCGCGCGAAAUACAUCCAUCAAACAGCGAAAAAGUUCACGAGUCUGGCGUUUGUCGAUAUCACACGCGACAAGUUGGAUCUGCUCCGGGAUGCGUCGUACGAGGAAGCGCACGAGUUUCUCUUACAGCUCACUGGUGUCGGGCCCAAAGUAGCCGACUGCAUAUGCUUGAUGUCGCUCGAUAAGCACGAGGUGGUGCCGAUCGAUACUCACGUCUACCAGAUCGCGGUGCGGGACUACAAGUACCGGGGCAAGCGAGACGUCAAGACGUUGAACAAAGAGAUGCAUUUGAGCAUCCGUGGCUUUUUCCGCGAUAUCUUUGGCGAGUAUGCCGGGUGGGCGCAGUCGGUGUUGUUCGCUGCUGACCUCAGCGACCUCAACAACGGAACUAACGUCGUCGAGGUGGAAGCGGAGAAGACCACGCCCGUGGUGAAGAGAGAAAUCGCAGGUGACGUCGCUGAAGCGGUCAAGAAGAUCAAAGUCACUUCCGCAAUCAAGGUGGAAAACUAG
Messenger RNA from Lodderomyces beijingensis, 1080 nucleotides. The record is from the annotation of a GenBank genome assembly. Lineage: Eukaryota; Fungi; Ascomycota; Pichiomycetes; Serinales; Debaryomycetaceae.